Molecule: messenger RNA, 1811 nt
Organism: Pezoporus flaviventris
Lineage: Eukaryota; Metazoa; Chordata; Aves; Psittaciformes; Psittacidae
Gene: CDK5R2
Product: cyclin dependent kinase 5 regulatory subunit 2
Exons: 1
Coding region: 181-1140 (319 amino acids)
Biological process (GO): activation of protein kinase activity; positive regulation of cyclin-dependent protein serine/threonine kinase activity; brain development
Cellular component (GO): protein kinase 5 complex; cytoplasm
Molecular function (GO): cyclin-dependent protein serine/threonine kinase activator activity; protein kinase binding
Source: RefSeq, a predicted model, not a curated record
AGGCGGGGAGCGGCGGGGCCGCGCCUGGCUGCAGAGGCGGGCGCGGAGCCCAGAGCGGGCGCGGCGGAGCAUCUUUGGGCACUGCUGCCCCGGUGCGGGCCGCCUUUCCCGCAGCCCCCGGCCUCCUAUGGGCGGUGCCGGCGCCCCGGCCCCCGCACGCCCGUCCCGCUCGGCGUUAGCAUGGGCACGGUGCUCUCCCUCUCCCCCGCCGCCUCUUCGGGCAAGGGCGGCGGCGGCGGGGGGCUUCUGGCCGACAAGGCACCGGGCAGGGUGCCGGGCAAAGGCGAGAGCCGGCUGAAGAGGCCCAGUGUGCUCAUCUCGGCGCUCACCUGGAAGCGGCUGGUGGCUGCCUCGGCCAAGAAGAAGAAGAGCACCAAGAAGGUGACGCCGAAGCCCGGCGGCGGGGCCCCACCAGGGGCCCCGGGCCAGCCCGACCCGCUGGUGGUGCAGCGCAACCGCGAGAACUUGCGCAAGUCGGUGGUGGGGCCGGCGGAAGGCGGCAAGCAAGGCCCCCUGGCCGUGCCGGUGCCCACCGUGCCCUCGGCGCCGCAGGAGCUACACCCGGGCUCCGGCGGGGGGAAGCCGCCGCCGCCGCCACCGGCCGGCAGCCGAGCCCCAGGGUCCCCGCGCCGCGUGGUGGUGCAGGCGUCCACCGGCGAGCUGCUGCGCUGCUUGGGGGACUUCGUGUGCCGCCGCUGCUACCGCCUGAAGGAGCUGAGCCCCGGCGAGCUCAUCUCCUGGUUCCGCAGCGUGGACCGCUCGCUGCUGCUGCAGGGCUGGCAGGACCAGGGCUUCAUCACCCCAGCCAACCUGGUGUUUGUCUACCUGCUGUGCCGGGAAGCGCUGAGGGGCGAAGACAUCGGAACCCAGGCUGAGCUGCAGGCCGCCUUCCUCACCUGCCUCUAUCUCGCCUACUCCUACAUGGGCAACGAGAUCUCCUACCCGCUCAAGCCCUUCCUGGUGGAGGGCGACAAGGGGCGCUUCUGGGAGCGCUGCCUGGGCAUCAUCCAGCGACUCAGCUCCAAGAUGCUGCGAAUCAACGCAGACCCGCACUACUUCACGCAACUGUUCCAGGACCUCAAGAGCGAGGGCGAGGGUGGAGACGGGUCCAAGCACUGGACGAUCAGCCUGGAUCGCUAGGGAGGUACCAGGCCUCCGGCGCCGGGGGAAGGGGCAGCGAACGGAGGGGCAGGGGAGGCGAAAGACUGCCGUAUUCCCCCACCCCUUUUCCCCCUCCCCGCAUCCUCCUUGCCUUCCCCCCCCUCCCCGGCCUCCAGCUCCAUAGAGACGCUGCUUGGACCCUCCCUGCUCCGGAUCCGGCCGUGCGCCCCCCUCUUCUCAUCCCUUCCGACCCCAGCUGGGGUCAGCGCUCCGGGAUUCCGGGACGGCGGAGAAGACCCCGGGGGCGGUGUGGUGGUGGUCAUAUGGGGGUGUCCGUCCCGCUUGUGCGAUGGGGAGGAGGGAGGGAAGCUGCCGAGGAACGGAGGUUCCUGGAUGCGUUUUCUCUAGGGGAAAAAAAAAAGGGGGGAAAAUGGAGCUGGGGUCGCGGGGCAGGAGGGUUCGGGGGGGUGGGGGGUGUCUCUUGGGUCCUGGGGGGCCCCGGGCAAACCAUGCAUGUGAACGACGCCCCUCGGCCCGCCGCUGGCAGAGCCGGCCCCGCGGGAGCCGCGGCCCCGGAGCUGUCCGUGGUGCUGGAGCAGCCGUGCCUGAGCAGACAAAGGCGUGGCGGGGGGGCGGGCAAGGCCGGGGGGGCCGCGGGUUUUCGUGUCGUGGGCGCUGCCACCCCCCACCCCCCACGUAGGGGUUACGGG